Messenger RNA from Ilex paraguariensis (yerba mate), 2006 nucleotides. The record is from the annotation of a GenBank genome assembly. NCBI's taxonomy places the organism in Eukaryota, Viridiplantae, Streptophyta, Magnoliopsida, Aquifoliales, Aquifoliaceae.
AAAAAAAAAAAAAAAAAAAAAAAAAAAAAAAGAACAAGAAAGUAAUUGGAUUGAAUGGCAACAGGGAACAAUACAGAUACUCUCCAUCAUGUAAAGUACUACAAAUGCUGUGAAACACAGUUCUUCUUGUAUGUCAUAAUAAUUGCUAUGUUAGUUUUAUUUGCUGGGAUGAUGUCUGGACUCACACUUGGUCUCAUGUCCAUGAGCCUCGUCGAUCUUGAAGUUCUUGCCAAGUCAGGAAAGCCAAGUGACCGUCUCCAUGCCUCCAAGAUUUUGGCAGUUGUGAAGAAUCAACAUCUAUUGCUUUGCACGCUCUUAAUCAGCAAUGCCGCGGCUAUGGAGGCACUUCCUGUUUUUCUUGAUAAUCUGGUUCCGGAUUGGGGUGCUAUUCUUAUUUCGGUGACAUUAAUACUUUUUGUUGGAGAGAUUAUGCCACAAUCUGUAUGCUCCCGAUACGGUUUGGUGGUUGGUGCAGCAAUGGCUCCACUGGUUCGUGUUCUUGUUUGGAUCUGUUUUCCUGUGGCAUAUCCAAUAAGCAAGCUAUUAGAUCUUGUGUUGGGGAAAGGACAUGUAGCCCUUUUCCGUCGAGCAGAGUUGAUUACAUUGGUUGAUUUGCAUGGUAAUGAGGCUGGGAAAGGUGGAGAAUUGUCACAGGACGAGACGACUAUCAUCACAGGAGCACUUGAACUCACUGAGAAAACUGCCAAGGAUGCAAUGACUCCUAUUUCUGAAACUUUUGCAAUUGACAUCAACACUAAACUUGACAAGGCUUUGAUAAAUUUGAUCCUGGAGAAGGGACAUAGCAGAGUGCCAGUCUAUUAUGAGCAACCAAGAAAUAUAUUUGGACUUAUUCUGGUGAAAAAUUUAGUGACCCUGAAACCAGCAGAUGGGGUGCCUAUAAAAAACGUCACUAUUCGUCGGAUUCCAAGAGUUCCAGAGACAAUGCCUCUAUACGACAUGCUAAAUGAGUUUCAAAAAGGGCUGAGUCACAUGGUUGCUGUCAUAAGACAACCAAAAGCCAAGGUGGAGCAGCCAGCCUGCAAUCUCUCAACCGAUGUGAGAGAAGUGAGAGUGGACAUCCAAGGAGAAAGCCAGGCCCUAAAGAAAAGCUUGCGGAGCAAGAGGUCCCUCAGGAAGUUGAAGGGUUUGCCCAGAAGCGCAAACGUUUCACGUAGGGAAAACUCAAGGAGUAGGAGGUGGUCAGAAGAACUUUAUCCCGAGGUCCUGCAUUUAAAUGACAACCCGCUUCCAACACUCACUGAAGAAGAGGAAGUCAUUGGUGUAAUAACAAUGGAAGAUGUCAUUGAGGAGCUGCUCAAAGAGGAGAUAUAUGAUGAGACAGAUCAUCAGUGAUGAGCAUUCAUAACUUGGGCUCUUCAGGAACAUCAAAAAAUACAUGUUAGGUGAAUGCAAGAACUGGAGAUUACCAGGCAACAGAUCAGUACAAAAUUUAGGUAAUUACAUAGCUGACAGAUCGGAAAAGAAAUAAUUAAUCAUUGUCCCAUUUCAGGAAUUAAGGCUGAAGGGUUGGAUUGUAUUUUUCAAAUACUGUCACAUGUAUACCAAAUCAUAUAGGAUAUAAAGCACUGAGAAUUUCACUAUAUUUACUGAUCCUGAACUUUUGAUUUAAGCUUUUCGGCUUACCUAAAACAAAAGAACAAGAGUUGUAUCCAAUACACAAGAUUUCCAGCCUAUAGCACGAUCUGGUGGACAAUAUUACCCUUCUUAUGGACAGGCUAAUUUUCAAACUCAAACCUGCAAUGAAUAAUUUGGGUGAAUAAUCAGUUUGUGGACCAUGAAAUUCCACAUGAAAAGCAUUGCUAUCUAAGCCAGGUGGAGGAAAUUCUGGCGCAUUCAUGUCAACUACAGACCAUUAUCCCAAAACCAGGCCAUCCUAUGUCAUUUUAGCAGUAUUAGGAACCAUAAAAGAUAAAAGGCCAAACCUGUUAUGUGGAGCAAUUACUUUGUUUGCUCAACCAAGCUGAUAGUCAGGUUUUUUGCAUCAU